ACGAUCCCUUAGGAUCCAACAUCCUCCCGCCAAACACCGAAUUAUCCCUAAAGGUUUAAGCUUUCACUCUCGCUCUCACCCCACACCCUCCCUUAAACCCUCAUCUCCGUCCACACCCCAUUUCGUCGUCGUUUCUCAGGAAUCUCACAGUCAGAGUCUUCUGCUACCGAAUUCUAAAAUCCUAGGCUUCCCACGCAUCAGCGGAGAUGAGCGUCGCGGCCUACAAGAUGAUGCACUGGCGGACGGGCAUCGAGAACUGCGCCUCGGAAUUCAUCUCCCACUCACUUGCCGGCUUCGUGUCUCGAAUGCAUCCGAUUCAGACCGACGAUAUGGAGUCCAACUGGCCGCCCACCCGCCGAGAAAUCGGCCCCAUUCCGGACCUCGUCGUCACCGCCGGAAACGUCCUCGAAGUGUACGUUGUCAGACUUCAGGAGGAAGAUGGCGCCAGAGGCUCUAGGGCUUCCGGAGAACCCAAGCGUGGUGGUCUCAUGGAUGGCGUCUCUGGGGCUUCCCUCGAACUCGUUUGCCAUUACAGUUGGAUUGCUGAAUGCACGUUGGUCUUAACCUUUGAAGAUGCAAAAAUCUCAGUUCUUGAGUUUGAUGAUUCAAUUCAUGGACUCCGUACUAGCUCCAUGCACUGUUUUGAGGGCCCAGAGUGGCUUCAUUUGAGAAGAGGCAGAGAGUCAUUUGCAAGAGGCCCAUUGGUUAAGGUUGAUCCCCAAGGCAGGUUCGGAGGCGUUCUUGUUUAUGGCUUUCAAAUGAUAAUUCUUAAAGCUGCGGAGGGUGGCUCUGGUUUGGUUGGGGACGAUGAUGGUUUUGGUUCCGGAGGUGCAAUUUCUGCUCGUGUUGAGUCGUCUUACAUUUUUAAUCUGGGAGACAUGGACAUGAAGCAUGUAAAGGAUUUUACAUUUGUACAUGAAUCUCCCACAUGAUUCCUACAAUCUGCUUGCUGUACCAUCUCCAAUUGGCGGUGUUCUCGUGAUUAGUGCAAAUUUUAAUCUAUUAUAAU
Malus domestica (apple) is the source of this 1009-nucleotide messenger RNA. Lineage: Eukaryota; Viridiplantae; Streptophyta; Magnoliopsida; Rosales; Rosaceae. The record is from RefSeq and is a predicted model, not a curated record.